Catharus ustulatus (Swainson's thrush) is the source of this 1883-nucleotide messenger RNA. It is a transcript of the gene C6H14orf39, whose product is annotated as chromosome 6 C14orf39 homolog. The record is from RefSeq and is a predicted model, not a curated record. Gene Ontology annotation, biological process: homologous chromosome pairing at meiosis; meiotic DNA double-strand break processing involved in reciprocal meiotic recombination; spermatogenesis. NCBI's taxonomy places the organism in Eukaryota, Metazoa, Chordata, Aves, Passeriformes, Turdidae. Gene Ontology annotation, cellular component: central element. Bases 1 to 1812 code for a protein of 603 amino acids. The transcript has 17 exons.
AUGGAUGAUGUGGUUUGGACCAGCUUUGACAACGUUCUGGUCCAGAUUGCUGUCGAGAUAGGAAAAACUCGCAGUGCUAAGAAACAAGUGGAUCAUCAGAUAAAUUUGUGCACUACAAAAAUCACAGAAGAAGAGAAUCAAAUUGCUUGGUUGGAGGAAAAUAUAAAAAAAGAUAAAGAGGAACUUGCUGAUCUGCAAAAGCAAAAUGAGGUCAUCAAGAAGAGCUGUGAUGUCUGGAAGCCUACCUAUACAGUUCUUAAAAAGCAUGAAGCAUAUUUGAAAAAUGAAAUUGCAGUUGUAAAGGAAGAUAUAGAAAAUGAGAGGGAAAUAUAUGAGAAUUCCAUAGCCCAGUGUAGAAAGACUUUGGAGGAAUACCGCACAAAAUAUAAAGAUUCUGCUCUUGCCCAGGAGUAUUACAAAAAAAAGGAAGAAGUUGAAGAAAUCCAAAAGAGAGCUUUGGAAUGGCUUAAAAAAUGCAAAUGGAAAGAAGAUACUUCCUUGGAUGCUCUGGAGUCUUUUCCUUUGACAUCCAUAAAUGCUUGGGCUGUAUACAUUGCCUCUGUGAGGAAAAAAGCACAGGAAACCAUGGAGCUUGUUGAAGCUACUGUGCAGGAAACCAUCAAACUGGAAAAAGAAGCAGAAGAAUUGCCAAAGAAAAUUGACUACUUAAAAAAGACCUUCGAAGAGGCUAAAGAAAAGCAAAACAAUUCCCAAAAGAUUGAAGAAAAAAGUCAGAAAAGUCUUGAGAAGCCAGAAGAGUUUAAAGAAAGGGUGUUUGGAAAGCGUCAACAGCCAUCUUUGCCAAAGGAGAGACGUCAGCUGCAUAAAAUAUUACCUGUCCCCUGCAUUCCUCAGAAAUUUGUCCAGUCUGUACAGGGUUUUAGAUUCUCAAAGCCACGACCAGAAACAGGUGUAGUGUGUUCAAUGACUUCAGUGAACAUUUUGGGUUAUUUUUGUGGAAAAUUUGCAAAUUUAGGGAGAAAAGAAAAAGAGAAACCAGUGGAACUUUCAGUGCCCACCAGCUGUUCCUCCAGCCUUGCAGAUAAUUUAUCAGAGAUGGCUACUGGCACUGCAGGGACUAAAAAGUCACAAACUACCCCAGUUCCAUCAAUAGUGAGCAAACAAAACCAAGUGAAAUUCAGACUGCCAGAUCCUCCAAAGCAAAUGACUUCCAAUCAACAGUUUGAGACUGAAAAUGCAGUAAUAGCAAGACAAGAAGCCAAACAUGUUGAUGAAAAAGCAGAUGAGGCCAUGGACUGCUUGUAUGUACCUCAAGGUGUGCACACAGCUUUUAAGCCAAAUGAAGACAAUCCCGACAUAGCAGAAAAAAGUGCAGAACCUUUCUUAAGAGCACCUAAAACACCUGACUUGAAGGGGAAACACCCACACUUCUCAAAAACACCUCCCUUUGACUUCAUGAAAAAUUUAGGUUGUGAAGAAGCAGAAUCAAAAUCUCCUGCUUUCUUUUCUGCCAUGAACUUCUCCCAGAAGUCACCUGGCUUUAAUUUGUUUGAUUCUUCUCUGUUUGGAGCACAAAAUUCAUCUGAUGAGACAGAGGAAAGUUUUUCUGUGGGAAACCUGGGCUCUGUGUCCCCACAGAAACAUACUGGAAACUUCUUUGGGAAGUCAGAAAAUGAGGAUGCAUUUACCUUUCCCUUCCUCUCAGAAUCAACUUCUCAUGCAUUUGGAGAUGGAAAAGAUGAUGUUGGUUUUUCAUUUGCAUUUGGACAGGAUCAGAGAUCACCAGAGUCUCCUUCUAUGGGAGGUUUUCAUUCUAGCACACAAAGUACAAAGCCAUUUUCACUCUUUUGAAUACCUUUGACUUCCUUUUAAAUUCUUGUUCUACUUAGCCUUGACAAAUGUUUCCAGUUUCUUGAGUUAAA